AUGCUGCACGAGGCUCCCGCGCGCGAUACCGGUGGUUGUGGCGAUGUCAAGGAGCCGGCGCCGUCGACCAAAGGAGUCGAACGUCGGCUCGUGCACGCCUACUCGAUCGACGCGAUCCUGGGACUUGACAGGUCGUCGACGUGCUCCGAGGAACGGCGCCGGGUGCCCGUGGUCUACCACGGCGGCACGCGUUGCACUUCGCCCACGGGCACGGACAGCGGAUCCGACACAGCGAGCAACGCCGGGCUGGAAGUGUCGAGCGGGCCCGAGCUGUCACCCGGAACCGGAAGUCGCGGAAGUCCCGGCCCGGAAGGCGCGACGACGCAGCUGCCGGCCGAAGGGACGUCGCCUGCGCCGGGUGGCUCCGGAUCUUCUUCCUCGUUGUCUCCGGCGGGAGCUGGGGCAGCGAGCUCCAAGAAGAAGCACCGGCGCAACCGCACCACCUUCACCACGUUCCAGCUGCACGAGCUGGAGAGGGCGUUCGAGAAGUCACACUACCCGGACGUGUACAGCCGAGAGGAGCUGGCCAUGAAGGUCAACCUACCGGAAGUCAGGGUGCAGGUGUGGUUCCAGAAUCGGCGCGCAAAGUGGCGUCGCCAGGAGAAGAUGGAGUCGCAGAGUGCGCUGCAGCACAGGCUCGCUGGAGGAGGGUCCUCCCCCGGUCCCGGAGUGACGGGUGCGGGAGCCGGUUGCCUGGGCGCGCCGCCCGCACUGCCGCUCGACCCCUGGUUGGCGCCACCGCUCCUGUCGGGCGCACCUUUCCUGGCCGCGGCGGCUGCUGCAGCGGCGGCCACGCAGCAACCUCCCCACCACCACCAUCACCACUUCUACGCGGCGACAACGGCGCCCUUUCAUCUGCAAGGAAUGGCCGCUCCGAGUAGCAGCUCCCCGCUCAACCUGACGCUAUCUAACGAGCCGAAGCCACAGCCACAGUCAGCCGAAGAGGAAGACGAGUCGGCCAGUUCCGGCCGCACUUCGAGCAUCGUGACUCUCAGGCUACGCGCUAGGGAGCACGUGCAGCUGCUUUGCAAAGGGGUGUGACGUCGGCUACGUCCGGACAGCUGUGAAAGGCGAACAGCUCCCCACUGCACGCAUCUAGACAAACAGAAAACGACGUGUACAUACAGCAACGAUUUCAAAUUACGCGUUCCUUCGCGCACCUCUCGCUAUGGGAAAGAUGAAGCCAGACUGCCUUUUCGUAAUAGAUCUUUGCUUGGCGAAUAUAAAUUUCAGUAGUUCAAAGCUUGCAAGUAACGACAACAAUGCAUCACCCGAAGUUUGUUUUAUUAAACUGUCAUCUGGGUUGUAGGUGCAGCCAACAGACUAUACACGAUUGUUACUAGGGUCGCAUACAGAUAAGACGUACGACGUUGGCGCCUUGUCAGUAAAUUCCGAAUAAGCUGUUCGUCCCGUUCUUCUGUAUAUGAGCGGAUGUAAACGUAAGCAUCCAUAUAAAUAAACAAAGAUUAGACUCCCCUCUUUUUUUUUACAUUUUGAAGUAGUGCACUUAGGAGGGUUAUCACAAUUUAUGUUGCAAUGUUGCUACGCGACUACAUAAAAGCGCCACGAAUUGUGCAUAUCGUUGAAAGAUAUCGUUUUAAGAAACAAAUUCAGGUCACAGUUACCAAUAUGAGAGCAGGGCCUGCUGUCGUCAAUCAUUUUUGAGUAGGAAGCAAAAUUUCUGG
Molecule: messenger RNA, 1685 nt
Organism: Rhipicephalus sanguineus (brown dog tick)
Lineage: Eukaryota; Metazoa; Arthropoda; Arachnida; Ixodida; Ixodidae
Product: retinal homeobox protein Rx1
Exons: 4
Coding region: 1-1041 (346 amino acids)
Biological process (GO): positive regulation of transcription by RNA polymerase II
Molecular function (GO): DNA-binding transcription factor activity, RNA polymerase II-specific; RNA polymerase II cis-regulatory region sequence-specific DNA binding
Source: RefSeq, a predicted model, not a curated record